AGUAGCAUGGGAUUUUAUUACUAAGCAACAGAGACCAGCGCAUACCGGCGAAUUGGUAAAAACGGUAGUAAACUGUACCAUCGACUUUAACCACAUUCAGAGAACAUAUGCCAAAUAAGCCUUCGCUUAGACUCUGCGUUCCGUUGUCGUUAUACUGUGAUAAGUUAUUUUCCGCAUGAGAUAGGAUCAGAUCGAGCAGGUUGCUCUGUCAUGAAUAAAAUUAAAGAUCCCCCGUUUGCUGCGACAGAAAUGCAUGCGAACAAUCUCCAAAAUCACGACUCUCACUGUGGAACCGAUGUGGCCCGUGCACGCUGGGCUCUUCUGCGACAGGUUCUGAAACAGAAGCAGCUCGACAGUUCAGAUGUUCAGCAGGUGUCAGUGCGAAGAUUCUCCUCCUUUAACCUGUUCUCCAGGAGCAGGGUCACUCCCACAGAGACGGAUGAGCCAUCGGACCGGCAGUGGGUGGAGUACAGAAGUGCAAUCUUUCCUCAGUACAGUGCCUUACUCAGAGACAAUCUUGGUCCAAUUAGAGUGAAUGAGGUGCUCAGCAGCUUUGACAACACAGGAAAUGUCUGUGUCUGGCCUUCUGAAGAGGUGAUGGCCUACUAUUGCCUGAGAAGCAAGGGGCACUUUUUGAGGGGCUCCGCGGUGUGUGAGCUGGGUGGAGGGAUGACGUGUCUGGCAGGUCUCAUGAUUGCGGUUUGUGCUGAUGUGAAGGAAGUGCUGCUAUCUGAUGGCAACGAGAAGGCAAUUCAAAAUGUGCGCAGUGUAAUCGAGAGGAACAGGCGAGAGGGGCUCUUCCUGUCUACCAAUGUGUCCAGCAGGGUGGUGAGAUGGGACAAUGAGGCCGAUAUGUCCGCUCUGGAGGAUCGCUUUGACGUGGUGAUGUGCGCUGACUGUCUGUUUCUUGACCAGUACAGAGGGAGUCUGGUUGAUGCACUAAGAAGAUUACUGCGACCUGAUGGCACGGCUCUAGUAUUUGCCCCUACCAGAGGAGACACACUGGCAGAAUUCUGCAGACUGGCAGAAAGCGCAGGCCUGAGAGUGUGUCGCUAUGACAACUACGACUCACACUUGUGGGACCUUCACCUGAAGAUGCAGAGAGAGGGAAAGGAGGUGUACGAUGAGAACAUCCACUAUCCUCUUCUCCUCACUCUCACUCACGGAUCCAGUCCAGCCCUGAUCUGAGCUGGGCAAAGCCAUCUCAUGCCAGGCUGCCUUUCUGUACC
Sinocyclocheilus rhinocerous is the source of this 1229-nucleotide messenger RNA. It is a transcript of the gene camkmt, whose product is annotated as calmodulin-lysine N-methyltransferase. Bases 211 to 1188 code for a protein of 325 amino acids. The record is from RefSeq and is a predicted model, not a curated record. Gene Ontology annotation, molecular function: calmodulin-lysine N-methyltransferase activity. Gene Ontology annotation, cellular component: cytoplasm. Lineage: Eukaryota; Metazoa; Chordata; Actinopteri; Cypriniformes; Cyprinidae. The transcript is spliced from 11 exons.